This is a messenger RNA of Sphaerodactylus townsendi, 1035 nucleotides long. It is a transcript of the gene TM2D2, whose product is annotated as TM2 domain containing 2. The record is from RefSeq and is a predicted model, not a curated record. NCBI's taxonomy places the organism in Eukaryota, Metazoa, Chordata, Lepidosauria, Squamata, Sphaerodactylidae. The coding region runs from base 79 to 735 and encodes 218 amino acids. The transcript is spliced from 4 exons.
AGAUUUGCUUCCUAUUGGUCGAAGGGGAGGCAAGGGGAAGCGGCCCAGCGGCGUUUGAGGGGUGCCCCGGUAGCCGUCAUGGCGAACCGGGGGCCGGUUUGCUACGCUCUGCUGUGCGGCCAGGCGGCGCUGCUGCUGGGCAACCUGCUGGUGCUGCAGGGCGUUUCUCGAAGCCACCAAGAGAACGCCACGGACAGCCCUGCGCACAGCCAAGAGCAGCCGGCGGAGACGCCUCCGAUAGCCGCCAUCAUUUCGCCGGCCUCCAAGGCCUUGGACUACCUGGGUCCCUACGCGCCGCUCGUCCUCUGCGACCACCUACCUGAAGAGUUCAUUGAAUGUGAGGAUCCCGUAGAUCACAGUGGAAACACAAGUGCACGAGAUGAACUGGGCUAUGGGUGUCUUAAGUUUGGUGGUCAAGCAUAUAGCGAUGUAAGCCACACUCAGGUCCAGUGCACAGCCCUCGAUGGCAUUGAGUGUGCAGGUCCAAAGACUUUUCGGCGAGGGAAUAAACCAUGUAUAAAGUACACUGGACACUACUUUAUAACCACUCUCCUCUACUCCUUUUUCUUGGGUUGCUUUGGAGUGGAUCGUUUCUGCCUGGGACACACAGGCACAGCAGUGGGGAAGCUUCUCACGCUUGGAGGGCUAGGAAUUUGGUGGUUUGUGGACUUAAUUCUUCUUAUCACUGGAGGACUGAUGCCCAGUGAUGGAAGCAACUGGUGUACUAUUUAUUGAAAAGUGGAGAACUUGCAACUCUGGACCUCAGUUGAAAAAGGAAAGUGAGGAGGAAGUCUUAACUUGGCAUUUCUGGAGACCUGCUGUUUGCAUUCUGUUCUAUUGCAACAAGACAGACUUUAUUGUUGUUCUCCUGUUACACUGGAAUGGUCGUCAUAGAUCCUCAUGGAGUGGAAUUAACAGCAAACAUUAUAAUUCUGGUGUACAUACAUCGUUGCUUGAAUGGAAGCAGUACUUAUUCUUAGCUAUAGGACUGGGAAGAUUUCUACCUUUGUAGAAUAAACCUACUUAAUGAACUUA